AUGAGAGUCCCAGUGAUCUACAACAAGCCAGGAGCGUGCUUCCCAAUUGUGGACAACCACAUCCGUCUUUACGCCUACGAGACUGACCAUACUGGAAAAGUGGUCCGUGCUUCCAUUCACUCCAUCCAUUACAACGCUCCGUUGAUCAAACUUCGUGAGAAGUACGCUGCCAAGUACAAUAUCUUCCCACAUGAGAUCGAUAUGUUCUACGACGACAAGGAAGUCUUCGAUGAUGACACUUGCCGCGCGAUUGGCAUUCAACACGAACAAAUCGUUCGCAUGCAAGUCACUUUCGACACCAUCUACACCAAAGACAGAGAUGAUAAUGACUUCUAG
Messenger RNA from Caenorhabditis remanei, 336 nucleotides. RefSeq lists its product as uncharacterized. The coding region runs from base 1 to 336 and encodes 111 amino acids. Lineage: Eukaryota; Metazoa; Nematoda; Chromadorea; Rhabditida; Rhabditidae. The record is from RefSeq and is a predicted model, not a curated record. The transcript has 4 exons.